AUGAACCGUAAGAAGACGGAAGCCGAUCGAAAGCUUCUGAAGCUCCUGGAAAGUGAUGGAGAUGAAGCCGUUUUGCAGAUUAUGAUCAAAUCAGUGGAGAGUGACGAAUACUGUGCCUCAGGAAGAGCGUUGUGUACCCAAUGCAAAACUUUGUUGUCCGCAACAGACGGUGGUCACGUUUUUCGGCAUUUGGAUCGAUGCACUGGUAAAAGAGCUGCCAGCGAACCCAUUCCGGAAACAAGUGAUGAAUCGCUCCGAUCAGUAGAACCGUUGGCUAAGCAACGAAAAUUGACAGGUACAAGAAAAAAAAGAUACAUAUUUUCAAACAUUGGUUCAGAUUUUUUGAAGCGACAGUUCACAAAAGAGCAAACAUCGAAAAUUACUCGCGCACUUGCCAAGCAUGCGUUGAGAACGGGAAAAUCUUUCAAUUACAUGGGCGGAGAUUGUAUGAGGGAUCUUGUUAUUGAUGUAGCGAACGCCACUGGCAGUGGAAUAUUUGGAAAGGAAGCCAAAGCUCAAAUCCCUCAUCGCCAAACGAUCCAAACACAUACAUUGAGAUUUUCCGAUGAACUUAUCAAACGAGCUUUUGGUGAACUAAAGCCGUACGUUGGAAAACAACGAGUUAAUAUGAUCGUUGAUCAUGGAAAAAUUGUUUCGAACUACCUAUCCAUGUUUGCCUCGUACAUCGACGACACAUUCAAGCUAAGACUGUUGCCUAUCGGAUUUAUUCCUAGUACAGAUAGUAAAACCGGAGCAGACACUGCCGAUGCAAUUAUCGAUCGACUUCAAUCAGUUGGCUGGUCGGAAGAAGAAGCGAGGGCUUGUUCCAUUACUGCCGACGGUGCAUUAGCAAAUUUAGGUACACAUUUUUCGUCUUAUAUUCGAAGCGUGAGCCACUCCAUCCAUCUUCUGGGUGAAAAAGUCGUUGACCCGUUGGAAAAACAUGCGAAGAUGUUGGACCCGGAAAUUAUGAAACUGCUUCCGAUCGCAACAGAAUGUCUCGACAAUGCCCAAAACGUCUCUUCGGCCAUUAGAAACAACUUCCAAGCGUGUUCGGAGAUGUCACGUCUACCCACACUGCCAAACGAUACUCGCUGGCUGAAUGGACUCAAAUGUCUUGUGGAUGUUACAGAACUGAACAAAGAAAUUCUUGAUUUAGUGUCGAAAUUGUCUCUGAAAGGCAGAACAUCAAUGUAUUGGCUUAACGAUCAUCCUGAAUACGUCAAUGCAGUUCUCCACAUCUUGAAACCACUUCUGACCUACUCAAUCGAUUUUCAAAGACAAGACGAAGUCACAAUACACCGUGUUCUUCCUGCCUAUAAAGUCAUAUUGAAUAAAUGGUCGGCAUACAAGGAUCGGGACUUUACAAAGAUCGUGGACAAGGAUAUUGUGGAUUUGGAUCUGAUUGAAGCCAUGGCCACAUCUGGUCUCAAACCUCUCCAACAUUAUUAUUCACAGUUUGGGACCCAUCAUUAUGGAGCAACAUUGCUAUCUCCCCGUACAAAGCAUAUGAAGAACUUUACGAAAGAAGAAAGAAAAAGAGCUGUAAGCUACAUCAGUGAAAUGUUGCCAAAGGAUCUGAUCGACCUCAAUGUUGACACGACAGAAGUUCCUGAGUAUAUUUUGGAAAUGAGCGAUAACACUGAGAAAGCACCGACUCAUAGCGAACUGAAAAGAUAUCUCGACGAAAGUUUCAACGUGAAAAGUAGCGAGAAGAUCGAAGAAUAUUGGAGCCGUAAACGUCUCGAUUAUCCGGCCUUAUAUACAGUUGCAACAAAAGUGCUGUCAAUCGUGCCUAGUGAGUCGGUUUGUGAGACAACCUUCUCGACAGCUGCAUUUCUUUUGGACAAACGUCGAACACGUUUACGCACUGAAACCGUUGAAAAGAUCGUUGUCGGUAGUCAAAUCGCUUCGAAAAAUCCCGAUUGGGUUGAUGAUUUGAAAACUAAUUGA
This is a messenger RNA of Caenorhabditis briggsae, 1953 nucleotides long. The record is from RefSeq and is a predicted model, not a curated record. The transcript is spliced from 5 exons. NCBI's taxonomy places the organism in Eukaryota, Metazoa, Nematoda, Chromadorea, Rhabditida, Rhabditidae. Gene Ontology annotation, molecular function: protein dimerization activity. The coding region runs from base 1 to 1953 and encodes 650 amino acids.